Solanum lycopersicum (tomato) is the source of this 1094-nucleotide messenger RNA. RefSeq lists its product as uncharacterized. The record is from RefSeq and is marked validated. Gene Ontology annotation, biological process: fatty acid transport. Gene Ontology annotation, cellular component: chloroplast inner membrane. NCBI's taxonomy places the organism in Eukaryota, Viridiplantae, Streptophyta, Magnoliopsida, Solanales, Solanaceae. Gene Ontology annotation, molecular function: fatty acid transmembrane transporter activity.
AAAGUUUAUUAAUUGUAUGCACCUAACAUUAUUUGACUUUCUCAAACUCAAAAUACACAGUUCUCUUGAUUUUUGUAGGCUGGGAAAAUCUUUGGAAGCAAAUCAAGAUUCAAUAUCCAUAGUAAGCAGCUAUGUCUUUAGCAAUUUCUCAGCUUUCUUGUUUUUCUUCAAUCAAUCGCAGAUUAGUACAGUUUCACAGUCGACCAUUGCAACCAUGUUCUACUUUUUCCUUAAAGGUAAUCUCUAUGAGUAACGAUGUACAUGGCACAGAUGAAUCCAGUUUAAAGAGCCGGACCACUUUAAGUUAUGCAACUGAUUCAUCGCAAUCACUUAAUGGGACUUCAUCAAACUCAUAUUCUGCACCAGAAGAAUAUGUCUCUGAGAAAGAAAUAAAUGAGUCAGUGCAAGAGAACUCCAGCAGCCAGCCAAAAAAGGCUGCAAAAAUUCAUGAUUUCUGUUUAGGAAUUCCCUUUGGUGGUUUUGUUUUCACGGGAGGAUUUAUUGGUUUUAUUUUCUCAAGAAAUCCUGCCACAUUAAGCAGUGGUGUUCUUUUUGGAGGUGCAUUAUUGGCCCUCAGCACCAUUAGCAUGAAGGUGUGGCGGGAAGGGAAAACUAGCUUUCCGUUCAUAUUGGGUCAAGCAGUACUUGCUGCGACCCUUCUGUGGAAGAAUAUGCAGACCUUCUCACUGACAGGAAAAUUGUUCCCUACUGGCUUCUUUGCUGCCAUCAGCGCUGCAAUGUUCUGCUUCUACUCUUAUGUGAUACUCUCUGGGGGUAAUCCACCACCUAAGAAGUUGAAGGCAUCUACAUCAGGGGCAUAUUAGUGAAAAUCUCGACACCUGUUGACAGUUUUAGAGUGAGCAAAUCUGUUAAUUUGCGCGAGUUACAUGUUGUCUAUGAGGGAGAGUGAACAACGUUUCGAUAAUGUUGGUCUUGGAAUGUAGAAUGAAUUUGCUAAAAUGUCAUAGGAGUUUGUUCAUUAGCAACUUGCUGGUGGCACAAUGAAUGUUAUAAUAGUUUGGAUUAUACAAAUUGUUACUUAUGUAUGAAUCAUUUUAAGUACUUGAAGCAUAGAAUACAGUAUUUUCUCUUCA